AAAUGAGAUGCAAAGUUACUUCCUCAGACAGACAGAAGCUGCCGAUCGGCUUCACUUCAACCCUCCCGCGCUGUUUGAGCGACGCCAUUCUGUGGAAAUCAGCUCAAACUCCGGCAGCUUAUCUCUGGGCGCAUAUCUGAUGAUAGAGGCCGGCCUGUUUCAGCAGCCCGAUAAGAAGCUGCGGAUGAAGUCGCUCCAAGUAUCUGCAGCCUCAGUGAGUCCGGUUCAACAGGAAACCAGAGCAAGCCCGCCGCUGAAACACAACUGCAACCUGCAGCACUGAGCAUGCAGUUUUAACCCAUGAUGUUCUGCAGCUGUUUGUGAGUUGAGAUGAUGGAUACGCCAUCGUCCACCAUCAGGCGGCGAGCCUGGAUCAACAGCAGCCGACAGUGGCCAACUGUAGAAGAUCCAGAGGGUCCGCUGUCAAACGUUGCAGCCUCAGCCUCCAUAGCAGAUGAUGAUGACGUCUUUUCUGAUGCUGGCUUCACUGGAAAGAUUGAGAACUGGCUGCUUGGUUGUGGAUCUGAUGUCAGCUUGGCGAACAAAGGCCAGCUAAGUUUUGACUCUGCACUUCAAGCUAACACCUGUUCUGAUGAUCUAAGUCUUGGAGCUGAUGCCUCUGUUUUAAACUUUGGGGAAACUCCAAAAACCUGUGGGCAACCUUUUCUCACAAAACAGCCCAGCAGGAUCAGGAGCAGUGCACCCCGUCAGAAACUAUGCCCACCAUCAUUGAACCUGGGCCACAGCAUGGCCUCCAGCUGCCUUUCCUCCUCCACUUGGAAAACCGUGUCAAGUGUGUCAGAGGUUUUGCAAAUCUACUCAGAGGAUGCAGAGGAGACUCUAUAUGAGCUUGGUUUUGGCUGUGAAGAACCUCAGGUCACUGUACGCAUCCCACCACGAUUCUUUACCUUCCCCUCUCAGGCUCAGGGCAUCAACUUUCGCCUCUUCCUGGAUGCCCAGAUCCGCCGUAUAAGAGAGGAAGACCCCAGCCUUUCACUUGCUAGUCGCUUCAGACAAGUGCAAGUUCUCACAGCCAUGGCCAAUGCCUUCUAUUCCCUCUACUCCCACGUGUCUCGGACUCCCCUCCAGAAGCUGGCCACACCGGAGUUCACCUUCUCAUCUCCAGUGGAGAGGAUGGAACGGUUUAGGACCAGCAUCCGCAGCGAGCCUCGCUCUCCUGUGGAGAGGCUAAAGGACACUGUGAACAAGAUGUGCCUUUACACCGGCUCUCCACGGGGGUCGGAGUCCACCUCUCCACAGCCAUCACCCAGAAAGAGAUCCAGCCUUCCUGAAGUGGUGGAUAUAAUGCUGAGAUCCAAGACUGGGAGUGCUAAGAAGCUGGAUUUGGGGGGAAAUGACAGGUGUGGAUCUUGUGGGGAUUUGAGUCUGCUAAUAGAUAGUGAAGAUAUGGAGAAAACGCAGCCGACUGUAGCGGAUACAGACUUUUAUCAGCGGGGAAAUAAAAGCCUCGAGGAGACACUGGACACUAAACAUGCAGAUAAUGCUGAUCAUUUCUUCCAAGCAGAUGACGUGAGAACAUCUCUAACGUCAUCUUUAUCAGGAGAAACUGUGAUAGAAACAGCGACUCUGUUGGCUUUGGAUCAGGACUCAUGUUUGACACCAAGUGACACAAGGACAGGUGGGCUGAAUCCUGGAGCCAAAGUAGCAUAUGAUCUAGUCUGCCCUCAAAUCGUGGAGAGUGUACAUCGAGCUCCUUUUUCCUGUCAGAACAAGAACCGAUUCAUCCAUAUCACUCGGACAUCAAGUAGAGAUCGGCCGUGUUCUCCAUCACAGAAACCUGCACAAGAAAUCCUUUCCUCUGAGCCAGAUGAGGACCAACCCCUGGAGGGAUCCGGAUCACAUAGUGUUCAGGAGCCCAGUGGCAGCUCCGCUCCCUGCAGCAUCACUGUGACUGGUUUGGAAGAUGAGGAUGUGUUCUCUACUUCCAUUAACUCCUGCCAUGCCUCACCUGCCUCCUCCAAGCGGAAACCCGCGGAGCCAUUCAAUGAGGAAGAGGGAAAGUACCUGAACCCUUUAACACAUCCAAGCCUAGGCAAAUUCUCCGGUAACCAUCAGCAUGUCAACUCGUUUGAGCUGGAGGAGGUGCAUAGUGCAGGGGAGGAAGAUUUUGGACAACCAGACACUGCAACAGUCACUUCAUCACACUCCAGGAAACAUUCGAACAAAGGUGAAGUGGUCCGAGGUGACAGCAUGCAGUCCGACAGCAGCGGCUACGCAGAUGAAGAAGUCAUCCCGUCACCGGACAGACACAGCAGGUGACGCAGAGGAACGGCAGGACUGAAGCUUACGACAGGAAAUGGAAACCUUUUCAGCUUCCAACGUGGAUCUGAGCACUGACUUUACAUAAACUCUCUUAAAAUGUAAAGGAUCCAUUCCUCUCACCAUUAUGUAUUUGUCUUGUCUGGAGGCAGCCUUUGUUUGUUAGCCUGAUGCAUAAUUUGACCUUACUGGAAAUCUUUAUCACCCCAUUCGCAUAUACACCGGGUUAUAGAAACUAUCAUGCUAAACUGGAAACAGUAAGGUGCAUUUACUGAAGGGCAAAGAGUAAGAUGAGCAUUUUAUGGGAUUCAGUUUAUGAUAAUGUAGGGAAGCUAGACUUCCCAGCAUCCAAGGGGGUUGGGGGUUGACAGACACUUUGGCUCUUUUUGACUGCUUUCAUAGUCUGUUUUCAUGCAGCUAUUUUUUUAUGUUUAAGGGGGCUACUCAAAAAUAAACUAAAAAAACAACAUGCUUGUAUGAAAUGGUAAAUGCCCUGUAGUAGAAUAGAGGUUAUUGAGUCCUGCCCUCAGCCUCACUGACGCAUCUAAAGUGCUCAAGACCACAA
This is a messenger RNA of Cyprinodon variegatus (sheepshead minnow), 2845 nucleotides long. RefSeq names its product sperm-specific antigen 2 homolog (gene tespa1). The transcript has 12 exons. The record is from RefSeq and is a predicted model, not a curated record. Gene Ontology annotation, molecular function: signaling receptor binding. NCBI's taxonomy places the organism in Eukaryota, Metazoa, Chordata, Actinopteri, Cyprinodontiformes, Cyprinodontidae. The coding region runs from base 331 to 2280 and encodes 649 amino acids.